AUGGAUCAAAAUUCCAGACUAUGUACGAUCUGUCUCCGAAGAUUCUCCAACGGCAAAGCCUUGGGUGCUCACAUGAAAUCUCACUUUGGUAGAUUCUCCUCACCAUCUUCUACUUCUUCUUCCAACCCACCUCUUGCUUCCACCAAACAUGAACUUUCUACUGAGUCCACCGAGUCUGCUAAGUACCCAACCGGGAAAAGAUCUAAAACUCUUCGCAAGUUCUCCUCCAACAUGGCGAUGACCGGCUCACCAUCUGACUCGGUGAGUUCACCUCUCUCUGUUGAAGAUGCUGCCCUGUGUCUUUUAAUGCUUUCAAGGGAUCAACGGAGUAAUAAUCCAAAACUAACCCAAGGUUAUGAAAUAUCUGAUGCUGGUGUGGGUUCUGAUAAUGAGAAGGAUGAAGAAGAUGAUGAGUUCUUUGGUGCAGCCAAGGUUCACCCAAAGCGCUACAAGUGUGGGACAUGCAAUAGAACUUUCAGAUCUCACCAGGCUUUGGGUGGGCAUAGAGCUAGUCACAAACUGAAAAGCAAGAAGAUUUCCCAAGAAGAAGAAGAUGAUGAUGAAAAUGGCGGUGAUGCUACUGAUCAUAAGAUUCAUCAACAAAGAACCUAUCUUUGA
Messenger RNA from Gossypium raimondii (Peruvian cotton), 618 nucleotides. Its product is annotated as zinc finger protein ZAT9. The record is from RefSeq and is a predicted model, not a curated record. The coding region runs from base 1 to 618 and encodes 205 amino acids. The transcript has a single exon. NCBI's taxonomy places the organism in Eukaryota, Viridiplantae, Streptophyta, Magnoliopsida, Malvales, Malvaceae. Gene Ontology annotation, biological process: regulation of DNA-templated transcription.